GGCAGUGCUAGUGAUUUUGGUGGCGGCGGUUGCCUGGCAUCGUCACGUUACUGGGAGCACGAGAAAAAAAAGCAUAUGCCCGAGUCCGGUUGGAGGCGCGCAGGCUCGGCGCUCGUAGGAAUCCGUUUGGCCCUGUCCGUCCUGCCCAAGCCACACACGCCAUGGCCACGAUCAGAUUGCAGAACCAAACGGAGUAAGCAUAGACAUGCCGGUACUACUUCAGACCAGGAAAGGGACCCGAAACGUCGAGAGGUCAAGAAUCGUCUGGUGCCAGGCUAAUGGCAUCGGCGAUCACAUCGCGGGCGUUUGCAGUGGUCCCGCGCAGGAGCAGCCGCAACCCCACGAUCGAGCGGUCUAGGCGGAAACAUGGACAAAAGCACCGGAAUCGUUUCGCCAGCCGUGAAGAGAGAGAGGCUGUGUGUGUUUGUGUGUGUAUGCGUGCGUGCCAGAAGCAUGAAAACUGCCUUACGCGUCCACAGGCGGUCUACCUGUAACGCGCCCACGUAUAGAUCUGGACCGAGGCUCCUGCAUGAGGGCGGGCCUGUCGGGAAUCUCGACCUGUCAACUGUGCAAUCUGGAUUCGAUUUACGAUUGCCGUUAGCGGCUCAUGUUUACUAUCCCCUCUUCGCGUUGUGUACAAGGAUGUUAGACUCAAGGGGAAGAGGGGGAGGGGGGGAGGGGGGCGGCGGUCAAUAUCGAGGCAGCAUGUCUUUGUCAAGCCUCGAGUUGAGAGACACAAGUCAGCACCA
This is a messenger RNA of Colletotrichum navitas, 749 nucleotides long. RefSeq lists its product as uncharacterized. Bases 279 to 494 code for a protein of 71 amino acids. The transcript has a single exon. The record is from RefSeq and is a predicted model, not a curated record. Lineage: Eukaryota; Fungi; Ascomycota; Sordariomycetes; Glomerellales; Glomerellaceae.